Messenger RNA from Coccidioides immitis RS, 886 nucleotides. RefSeq lists its product as uncharacterized. The record is from RefSeq and is a predicted model, not a curated record. The transcript is spliced from 5 exons. NCBI's taxonomy places the organism in Eukaryota, Fungi, Ascomycota, Eurotiomycetes, Onygenales, Onygenaceae. Bases 1 to 315 code for a protein of 104 amino acids.
AUGGCAGAACUACAUAUUACCGGAGUCAGCACUGAUGUUGUGAAGGGCACCUGUAUCCGUAUGCGGGCUCUCAAAGACAACUGUCUCCACCUCUUUAGUUACAUAGAGACUAGUGUCUCGAAAACAAUUCCAUGUAACAUUUGCUUCCAUUCCCAGCCAAUUACACGCCGCUACAAGAGGUCUGUUGAGACAGGAAACAAAGCAAGGCAUUGGGUUGAACUAUAUCUCCACCCACGGAUCCCCCCUGACAAGCCUCCACUCCUAUGUACAUACAGAUUAUGUUCCUGGUCACCAUGGUUGAACGCAGACAAGUAAUUUCGAAUAGUUAGAACAGCUGCUGGAGGAUAUUGAGCCGGGAAAGGACAGCACGUUGAUGCUUCAUUCUCCCAAUCUGGGAAGACUUAUCAGCAACCUUGCUAUACCAGUGUCUUGCCACAUCUGCCCACACCUCUCUGCCGCGAAGGUAUCCUUAAAUCACGGAAAACUCUCAAAGUAAAAGAACCAUCAUGGAAUAGGCGGGGUAUAUAAAGGACAACACGGAGCUGACUCGGGUAGCCUGUGGUGCAAAAGUUCCACAAAGGAGUGUGUGGUUCUAGGGGCUGACAAGUUAUUGAAUGCGUUGACUGGUGCGGGCGUUGGUACUCCAUAAUGGCCAUGAGGCGUGCAUCGUCUUUGGGGACCAUCGCCGCGGCCCCGCCUCCGUGGCUCUUCAUCUUCUGCUGCGCUCACGCGGAACUUGUUCGGCCCUGCCCCAACUUUGUGCAAAGAUAAUCAUUUCCUGGAUUCCAGGAGUCGGAGGCGGUCUUGGAUGGCGUACUUCCACUCCUUCGAAACUUUAUAUAUAAAAAGGCAAAAUAGGAUUAUUAGCACAGCAAAGAAGCAGAGU